GCCAGUUGUCCUCGCCUCCUCUUCGACCUUUUAGUUCAUUAUUUGAAGAAUGAGCGAGGAGGAAGAUAAGAGGCCUACUCGUGGCCUCUUUGAUUUCUCAGAUGGAGGACGUUAUCAAGGAGAGUGGUUCUGUGGUGGGGCUCAUGGUUAUGGCGUCUGUAGCUUGCCUGGUGAUGGUGGUUCCUCGUUUGAAGGCUAUUGGGAAGAAGGGAGCCAAAAGAGUGGUGUAUUUACUUGGUCCAGUGGGCAUAAGUACAUAGGAACAUGGCAAGAUGGCAUGAGGCAUGGACUGGGAAAAGAGCUUCGACCAGAUGGCACAGAAUAUCUAGGUGACUUUAGUUCUAAUGUACGUGGUCCAAAUGGUGUUCUUAAAUUGUCAAAUGGUGCUUUAUAUCAAGGCACUUGGUCUGAUGGACUACAGGAUGGGAUUGGUGUAGAGAUUUAUGCUGAUAAAGGUGUUUAUAAAGGUCAGUAUAAGAAGGGUCAGAGAAAUGGUUAUGGAACUCGUUCCUCAUCAAAUUAUGAAGUUUAUUCGAAAUUGAUGCAACCUAGAGAAAGUCAAACAACUGACAUCAUUGCAUCAUCAGUCGCUCCAUCUUCCUCUCCAACAAUUUCACAUUCUUCGUCUUUCAGGGUCAGUAAAGGCAGUAAUCCUACACAACUACAAACAGGUCCUUCUGUGUCAUCAUUGAAGUAUGUUGCAGAGCCAACAACUGACUCAGACACUCAAAUUUAUGAGGGACAAUGGGAAAAAGAUAAAAGGGAAGGACACGGGAUUCUUAAAAUACCUGGACGCUACUCUUAUCUAGGACAGUGGAAAAACAAUGGUCGAUCUGGUUAUGGUGUUGUCCUUCAUGAAAAUGGUCGAAAAGAUGAAGGUCUCUGGGAAGAAGGAAAACUGGUCCUUCCUCUUAAGAGAAAAAGGCUGUCCUAUAAGCACCAUCAGUUAGAAACAAAAGUUAAAGCAGCACAUACAGCUGCACUUCAAGCUGCUGAUGUUGCUCGCACUAAGUCAAUCUUAGCUGAGAGUCGUUCCUUAGGUGUUGUCAAACGGUCUAAUGCAGCAUCAGUCAGUGCACAGAAAGCUGAAGAAGAUGCAGCAAAAGCUAAAGAGGUCUCUCAAUCACUGUCAGGUGACAGUGGAACUAAAGCAACAGGAAAGCUUCACUCCUCCUUCCCAACUCCAACUGAUUUCAACCUGUCAAAUAGAGAUACAUGUAUUUCAACUCCAGCAGACAGUCUUCUCUCUGUGCCUGUUCUGUCAUCUGCUUCAAGUUUUGAAGAUAUGGCUAGCCUUCAAGAUCAUGAUGAAAAUUUAAAACCAAAUUUGUCAUCAUCUUCAUGUUCAGGCUCAGAUAUUGAAGGAGAAGAAAAGGCUUCUAUGUUUGACUGUGACACUGUGUCAGUUCAGAGUGAUCCCUGUGGGGGCAUUUCUAUCAAGGUCAGUGAAGAAGAAGAAGAAGAAUUUAAACCUGUUAGAGAUCUUUCAUCACGCAGUAAAAGAGCGUCGGUCCCUUCUUCUGCUAGAAGUAGACACAGCAUUUCUUCUUAUGAUGCCAAUAAGUCAAAGUCCAAAUCGUUUUUUAAGCAGCAUAGACUGCUAGAAGAGGAUGAAGGUGAAGAAAGAGAAGGGGAAGAAGCACAAAUGGAAACUGUUAGGAGAAGAUUGAGUCACAUGAAUGCACCUAGAGUUGAUCAAAGUACAGGUGAAGUGACUAAUUUGACAGAUACGGAUGACGAAACCCAUGAAACAGGCAGGUUUGGAAAACCUGAUCAUUUAAGUAGACAAGCAAGUCUUGCUGGAUCAUCUCAAUUUCAACAGUCUCCCUUACAACAGUCACUGAACAUGGAUAUGUUGACACAAAUGGUGAACUGGAACAAGACUGUAGCUUACAUCAAUUUUAUUCUCUUGAUGUUUUUACUCCUUCUCAUAGUUAUACUUGUAGCUUUCUUAACAACUAACUUGUCCCAGAAUAAUCCUGCUUCUUUCAUGAAUCAUAUGGCAUAAUCUUUGUUUUGCUAUAAUGUAGAAUUUGUUUCAGUUCUCAAUCUCUUAUUUGUAAUUGUGAUUACAGUAUUUGUGAAUUUAAUAAAAAUUUAAUGUAAAAUUUAGCAAUAAUAA
Amphimedon queenslandica is the source of this 2122-nucleotide messenger RNA. Its product is annotated as junctophilin-3-like. The transcript is spliced from 5 exons. The record is from RefSeq and is a predicted model, not a curated record. Bases 50 to 2008 code for a protein of 652 amino acids. Lineage: Eukaryota; Metazoa; Porifera; Demospongiae; Haplosclerida; Niphatidae. Gene Ontology annotation, cellular component: endoplasmic reticulum membrane; junctional membrane complex; plasma membrane.